Anopheles coustani is the source of this 4340-nucleotide messenger RNA. Its product is annotated as dentin sialophosphoprotein-like. Bases 783 to 2198 code for a protein of 471 amino acids. Lineage: Eukaryota; Metazoa; Arthropoda; Insecta; Diptera; Culicidae. The transcript has 3 exons. The record is from RefSeq and is a predicted model, not a curated record.
CGCACAUUUAUCUACCUACACACUCCGCAAAGUGUGGCGAUUCCGUACUCGAAGGGUGAAUUUUCUGUCCGCAAUCUAUUGCGGAUUCUGUGCAUCGUGUGCGCUUGUGAAACCUCUUGUCGUCCGAAGCAUCUUUCCACACUGCCGCGGCGGCGGAUCGGCGUCUCGCGGAUCUGAUCGGCCCACCGCUCUUUGACGCACACGGCUCUAUCUGCCUGCGAAAGACACACAACGCUCUGCAGCUCAGCAGCAGUAGCAGCGGCAGCAGCCAGAACCGGAACCCGGAUAGGGCAUUCUGCAGAUGAAAACGUACAAAUUUAUGUGACUUAAAAUUAUCGAAAGUUAACACAAAGUGGAAAAAGAUAUCAACAUGACUGUUGCUGUGGCGGAGAAGCAAUUUUUUCGAGAACAACCAAGAAAAUAACAACUUGAAAACGUAUAACAAGUGUUCGAAUAAUAAUAACAACUAAACAUAUGAUUAUUACGAUCAAAAACUGAGAUUGCUUAAGAAGUUGAACGAAGAACUGGUCGCUGUGCGCUGUGUUUGUAAGUGUUGCAAAUAAAAACGUGCCCUAGACGGAUGAUCAACAAACGGUUUUGAAGCAUGAUGCAGCUGGAAAUAAUAUCUUAAAACAACAGGACAUUCAACUUACAAAUAUAUUGUAAAAACAGUAUAAACGUUCUGCAAAAACGCCUCCCUCUAAACAUAAGCAGCGCAUCCACCGGAAGAUCGGAACUCCUCCCCAACUUGACGAAGAACGACGACCCCUGUGCGCGACAGUAUGUCGUCGGUACGAGACACGGCAUCCUUCUUCACCCGGGGCAACUCGGCCCAGUUCGAGUACGUGCUCGCCCUCUACCCGCAGGUGCUGCAGCUAAAGGCGAACAGCAAAUGCAAGAAGCCGGACGAGCUGAUCAAGCUGGACGACUGGUACCAGAACAAGCUGCCCCAGCUGAUCAAGAAGCGGGGCAAGGACCAGUACAUGCUGCACGAGGAGCUAGUCAAGACGAUGAAGUGGAAGCAGACGCGCGGCAAGUUCUUCCCGCAGCUGUCCUACCUGAUCAAGGUGAACACACCGCGGGCGGUGCAGGCAGAGACGAAGAAGGCGUUCCGCAAGCUGCCCAACCUGGAGCAGGCCAUCACGGCGCUGUCGAAUCUGAAGGGAGUCGGCACGACGAUGGCUUCGGCCCUGCUGGCUGCGGCCGCUCCCGAGACCGCACCGUUUAUGGCGGACGAGUGUCUGAUGGCGAUACCGGAGAUCGAAGGCAUCGACUAUACGACGCGCGAGUAUAUGAACUUUGUGCAGCACAUCCAGACGACGACGGACCGGUUGAACCGCGAGUGCCACCCGGUACCGGCUGGCGAAGAACCCGCACAGGAUAGCAGUAACACCCCGGACGCUUCGGCCGUGAAAGGUAACGGAAACGGGACGUCUGCCGAGGCGGAAGCGGAUGCUAGUGACGCCGAGGACGACAGCACGAACUCGUCCAACGAAGGCACGUCCUCCGCGGAGAAGAAGAAGAAUCAACCCGACACGACGAACGACACGUUGAAGGCGCACGAGAAAAAAUGGUCCCCUCACCGGGUGGAGUUGGCUCUGUGGACACACUACGUCGCCAGCGAGCUUCAGCCGGACCUGUUGGAGAACAUUCCGGAGGAGGGCCGGAACAGCACGAACGACACCAAUGCGUCCUCGAGCUCGGGCAGUAAUCACAACAAAUCGGACUCGCCGGACUCGGCGACGAAGACAAACGGUGCCACGCUGGCAGAGGAACCGUCGGACGAAAGUAACUCGGCCACCGAACACGGGAAGAGUGGGCCCGUGUCGGACGAGUCGUCCAAGCUCGGACUGGACAGUCUAGACGAGUGUACAAAGUCGGAGGACAGCAUGGAAAAGCCGAGCACCACCACACCCGCUUCUACUACUGCUACUACUACUACUAUUUCUUCUACAACCACCAGCAGUCGUAAAAGGCCUGUGCCCGCCAACGUUCGAAGAAACACGAUGUAUAGCAACCUCAUAAGCGCUAGCACGACUCCCGCGCCGACGACGACGCCUGUGCGUGCGUCCGAGCAUUUGCUGAGCAGUUCCAAACGACGAUCGGCUGACGGGGAGCGAAACAGUUCCGGCGAUGAUGAUGAUGAUGAUGAUGGCGAGGCAUCUCCUCGGCUCAGCAAGCACACUAAAAUUGGAUAAACUCCAACCGGGUGCCGGGGUAGCCGACGGACUGAAUGUAGUAAGCAGUAAAACAGCCGUUGCUGUAAGUUAGUUUUCGCUCGUUUGCAAAACACUCGAUACCUGCGGGGCUAUAAGGUACUAGGAUGCUUAUUUAUUCUACACUGUGGAUGUGCGCCGUCGAUUUUGUUCAGUACUAUCGUCAAAAGGUCUUUAUGUUUCAUGUUUAAUAUAAGAACAUGUUAUUACAUUUUUUUUUUAACUAUCUUAAACCUUCGCUGUUGGAAACUAAUCCUAGGUUCAAUGCGUGAAGAUCAUUAGUUCAACAAAAUCGUUGUGAAAAAUAUCAGAAAUGGCGUAAAGUGGGUUACUUUUUCUAUACGCGACGGACAAAAGAAGUUAAGUAAUCGGUUUGGUACUGAUCAGAGUGUUUUAGAACACUUUCUUUCAUUUCGCGCGUUUAGAACGAUCAAAUUUACUUACGGUGUUAUGUUUUUCCUUACCCAUGUGAAACGGACGAAGUACGUACAAAUGUGUCAACGACAACAGGAUGGUUGGUUGCAUUGAAGUAGUAUCGUUAUUUUAAAGUGCUCUCCCACAAUUGAUUGUAUAAAUAGUUGCUCGGUAGCACAUUCAAAAGCUAGAGACAGUUUUAAAUCGCCUCGUAGACUUCGUUCAUAGCCCGAAACACUGACAGAGCUGUUCGUUCAACACAGAAAAUGAAUAUUUUCGAUCACAUCUCUGUAGACAUUCCAAUGGUUUUGGGAUUCUGUUCUUCUGACGCAGCAAGACGCUGAAAUAUCUUUGGCAAAGGAAAACUAGCUGGAAAGCCCAGAUAAAAUAUUUAGAAUCGUUAGCUAUACGUUGUAACUGGCGUCCAGUAGCGAAGAAUGUCUGAAAAAGCAGCGAAACCAAAUCAAGUUUUUGAAAGGUAUGUUGAGAAAUUUCAAUUUAAAGAAAAACAAUCCACAAACGUCUGUAACUUUAUUUUAGCUAGUUUUUUUAUGAUUUGACGAACUUCUUGCAAACGUUACUUGUUAGAAGUGAAAAUAAUAUUAUUCUUACUUUUCGUAUACUAAAUGCACCCCCAUAAGCUAACCACGCAAACAUACAUCAUCUUCUAUGUUAAUGGUAAUAUUUUAAAUUUCUUUCGCAUCUUGUGUAAGUUUGCCUAAAGCAUCUACAUAGAGAUGCGUUUAGUGACUCUGCCAGUUUAUUUAUUCUUCAUUAUUCGCUAUUUUCCUAUCAAUUAUUUUUAAGCACCUUUCAGUUUCGAUAAGUUCGGUAUUGUACGAUGAAAAUAUUCCAUAGAUUGAGCGUUGGUAUUGGGUGGUUCGAGAAAAACGAAUGCCAACACAAAAGUAUGAAUAAAUCUAAAUUAAAAUUUACAAUAAAGAUAACAGAAUCAAACCCUCAUUGAACAGUUCGAAAAAGGGAACUCAACAUCACAGACAUUUUGCAACUAUUACGAUACAAAGCACCGUAACAAAUAGAAACAUAUAAAAUAGUAAUAGAAGUAGCGUAACGAUCGAAAUAGGUUUAUAGGAAAGUACCAUAGACUAAUAGGUGAUUAGGAACACUAGCUGGCAACAAGCCGGAACCCGGCCGCAAACACAACCUGAAAGACACCCACACCCACACCGAAAGACAAAACGAGAGGGAAGGCGAGCGGGAAACGAAGCAAAACGUUGAUGAAUAAAUAGAAAACUGUAACAACAACAAAAAAAAACAACAGCAAACCACUAAUAGCCUUCAAACUAAAACAAGUUAAAGUAAUCGAAUGAAUCCUAAACUCUUCAUCAAAGUGAAUCAGGAAAGCGUUAAACGAAUCGACAAGUAUACCUGCAGGAACAGAAAAUUCGCAAGUAGGGAAACCCUACGGCAGAAGUUGACAAAUUCUUAUUCAUAUAGAUAUCGUAAGGAAGCAAAAUUCAGCAACACAUUGUCGCAUAUACAUUCAUCUGGCAAUGGUCUACUGCGGAGACGCAACUUUCUACACGAGCGAAACUGGAAUCUAGACUUAAGUUGUAAAAGGAGGACGGUAGAGAAGCUAACAAGCACAGCCCAGCAUAAGCAUGUGUAAUGAGAGAAAAAAAGGGAUGAGUUGGAGGGAUAUUUGGCAUGGAAAUAAAUAACUUUCAACCGAAAUUUGUUUUGCUAAUA